AUGAUAUUGAAAAGCAGUAGUGAGAAGGGAACCGCUUCUACUGUGGGAUCGAUUAAGAAGCAGCAGCCAUGGCUCAGUUGCUAUACAACUGUGAACUUGGGACUCAGCAAGGGCCACAAGGUGACUAAGAACAUGAGCAGGCCAAGACACAGCCUCCCCUGUGGGCACUUCCCUAAGCACACCAAGUUCCUGCAGGGCAUGAUCCGAGAGGUGUGUGGCUUCACCUCAUAUGAGUGUUGUGGCAUGGAGCUUCUCAGGGUCUCCAAGGACAAGCGUGUCCUCUAGUUCAUCAAGAAAAGUGCCAAGAGGAAGAGAGGGGAGCUGAGCAACCUACUGGGAGCCGUGAGGAAAGUGGCAGCCAAAAAAGAUUGA
Lutra lutra (Eurasian river otter) is the source of this 372-nucleotide messenger RNA. RefSeq names its product 60S ribosomal protein L36-like. Gene Ontology annotation, molecular function: structural constituent of ribosome. NCBI's taxonomy places the organism in Eukaryota, Metazoa, Chordata, Mammalia, Carnivora, Mustelidae. Gene Ontology annotation, cellular component: ribosome; cytosolic large ribosomal subunit. Gene Ontology annotation, biological process: cytoplasmic translation. The record is from RefSeq and is a predicted model, not a curated record.